AUGGCAGCCGGCAAAAGGAAAGCUUCCGGCAAACCAAUCCCCGAGACCAAAACCGUCCAGGCCAAGAAAUUGAAGACAACUUUGACGGUGGAAGACGCGAAGGCAUAUUUCGAUGAACACAACAUCAAGGUUCAUAUUCCUGAGGGGAAGGACAUUGACAUCACCCCACUGGCAGGCUUUCACUUCCAAGGCUUUGCGAAACGCCUGAUCAGGUAUUGCCAGAACAAGUAUGAGAAUCCCACACCCAUCCAAGCGUGCACUUGGCCAUUAAUCAUGCAGAAAAGCGACGUGUGUGGAAUCGCCAAGACGGGCAGCGGAAAGACACUGGCCUUCGCUCUUCCCUACUUGUCCAUGUCGAGGCUUGGAGAGCUGGACGUCUUCGAGCAGCCCUGCGCUCUGCCGCGCUUCGUGGCCUUGGCACCCACGAGGGAGCUCGCGAUGCAGAUUGCGGAGGUCUGCACAGAUCUUGUGAAAGCCCUCACCGCAGGCGAAGAGGGGCUGUACCCGGUGCAGUGCAUCUACGGUGGUGUUCCCAAGAGAGAUCAACGACAGGCAAUUUCCCAGACGGGCAUUGACAUGGCCAUUUGCACGCCUGGACGCUUGCAGGACCUGGUGGAAGAGGAGACGGUGGACCUGAGCUCCGUGCAGUACCUCGUCCUGGACGAGGCGGACAGGAUGCUGGAUCUGGGCUUCAUCGACGCGGUGAAAGCGUUGAUCUCCAAGAUGCCCAAGGCUGGGAAGCGCCAGACCUGCAUGUUCAGCGCCACCUGGCCUGCCACGGUGCACGCUCUCGCGACGAAGUUCCUCAACGAGCCCAUGCAUGUGGGCAUCGGCUCUGUCGAUGAGGGCAUGGUGGCGAACACGGCCAUUCGACAGCUGGUGGAGGUGAUCAGCAACGAGAAGGACAAGCCGGCACGUCUACUUCAACAUCUGAAGAAGCAUUUCAGUCCGGACAAGAAGGUCAUCAUCUUUGGCCUCUACAAGAAGGAGACGGCCUGGCUGGAGAACUUCCUGUGGGAGAAGGGCUACGAAAAGGUGAUUGCGUUGCAGGGCGACAUGUCCCAGGACAAACGGACACAGGCCAUUGCAGACUUCAAGGCCACGAAGAAGUGGCUGGAAUAUGUUUAUCGUGCAACGGUUCACGCUUCUCUGGGGCGCGUGUCGUCGGCGUCGCCGAGGACUCCACUCAUCGCCACGGACGUUGCCAGCCGAGGUCUGGAUGUCCAGGACGUGGAGCUGGUGAUCAACUACACCUUCCCUCUGACCAUCGAGGACUACGUGCAUCGCAUCGGCCGAACCGGCCGAGCCGGGAAGAAAGGCCUGGCGAUCUGCCUCUUCUGCCCGGAGUCCAAGGGGGCCCAGGAUGAGAAGGCGCACGCAGGUGACCUUUGCAAAGUCCUCCGCGAUGCGAACCAAGAAGUGCCCAAGGAGUUGGAGAGCAUUGCCGGCACCUCCGGUGGCAACAAGGCCACGAAGAAGAAG
Symbiodinium necroappetens is the source of this 1482-nucleotide messenger RNA. The record is from the annotation of a GenBank genome assembly. Lineage: Eukaryota; Dinophyceae; Suessiales; Symbiodiniaceae.